Messenger RNA from Suillus paluster, 1028 nucleotides. RefSeq names its product glycolipid transfer protein. The record is from RefSeq and is a predicted model, not a curated record. NCBI's taxonomy places the organism in Eukaryota, Fungi, Basidiomycota, Agaricomycetes, Boletales, Suillaceae. Gene Ontology annotation, cellular component: membrane; cytosol; cytoplasm. The coding region runs from base 79 to 759 and encodes 226 amino acids. Gene Ontology annotation, molecular function: ceramide 1-phosphate binding; ceramide 1-phosphate transfer activity. Gene Ontology annotation, biological process: intermembrane lipid transfer; ceramide transport. The transcript is spliced from 7 exons.
GCCAAGGGGUAUCGAUCGAUUUGGGUUGUCGCACAGGAUGUUGGGUUAGGGUUAGCGACUUGAUCCCGAUCAUCCACCAUGGCACCCUUCAUUGAAACAGUCAAGUCGUUCGACCAAGUCCUCAUCACCGAUGCUGGUGUUGAUACUCUUGCAUUCCUCGAAGCUGCGGAUGGUGUCGUCCUCAUGCUUAAGGAACUCACUAGCCUCAUGAGCUCCGUAGGUUCAAAGGCUUUCUCGCCUGUCAUCAGCGAUAUCCAGGGUAACAUCAAGAAAGUCCGUGACCGGUACAAUGCAGCCCCGUCACUGUCUGCGACGCUGGAGAAGCUAGUGUCUAAUGAGAAUAAUAACAAAGUGGGGAGUGCAACGGAGGGCCUCAUGUGGCUUCUCCGUUCCCUCGCGUUCACUUGCAAAUCCUUUCAACAAGCACAAAGCAACCCAUCAGACGAACUCAAAGUCUGUUUCACGAAGGGAUACGAUGUCACUCUCGGACCUAUUCACCGCGGCGCGGGGUUUUUCAGCGUACAUGGCGCUAUGAUGAAAGCUGCAGGGUUGAUGUUCAACACCGCUAUUGGAUAUUGCCCGCCCCGCAAGAACUUUUAUGAGAAGCUCGCAGCAAACCCAAGCGGAGAGCCAUGCCCGCAGGAUAAGCUUGAAAAGGCGCUCAACGAUUGGAUUACUGCCCUAGAUACCAUCAUCUCGAGGAUGGACGCGUUCUACACGAAGGGGAAGCAUGGAGAGAUAUACAAGGCUGCAUCAUAGAUCAGCAUAUCGGCAAUAACCACUUGUGCAUCAUGCAUUGUACUGAUAUAUCUGUUCGCAUAUUUCUACAUCGGCGGUGUCUUAUUGUCUUGAACUGGACUCUUCAGAGGAAGAUGAGAUUGAGGAUACCUCCAUCUCUAUCUCUCUACCCGGAGCAUUGAAUCGAAGUCUCUGUGCUUAUCAAGCGAGUCCAGUCAAUUUACUGUGAUACAUUGAUAUUCCUGCACCACGCCGUUCUCUCUAUCCAAGCGUAGUGGAGUCACAUCGGU